Messenger RNA from Knipowitschia caucasica, 450 nucleotides. NCBI's taxonomy places the organism in Eukaryota, Metazoa, Chordata, Actinopteri, Gobiiformes, Gobiidae. The record is from the annotation of a GenBank genome assembly.
AUGCAACCACAGCAACCACAGUUCCAACAACAACUACAGUUCCACGAACCACAACUACAGUUCCAGCAAGCACAUCUACAGUUCCAGCAACCACAACUACAGUUCCAACUACAACCACAACUACCAUGGUUCCAACUAGAGCAACCACACUUCCAACCACAACAACUACAGACUUCAAUCUACAACCGCCACUGGUCCAACCACAGCAACGACAGUUCCAGCAACCACAACUACAGUUCCAGCUACCACAACAGCCACUGUUCCAUUCACAACAACUACAGUUCCAACCACUACAACUACAGUUCCAACUACAGCCACAACCACCAUGGUUCCAACAUCAACAACUACAUCGACAACUACAACAACUACAGUUCCAGCAACCACAACUACAGUUCCAGCAAGCACAUCUACAGUUCCAACUACAACCACAACUACCAUGGUUCCAACUAG